This is a messenger RNA of Penicillium alfredii, 1383 nucleotides long. Its product is annotated as folic acid synthesis protein. Gene Ontology annotation, cellular component: mitochondrial envelope. Gene Ontology annotation, molecular function: dihydropteroate synthase activity; 2-amino-4-hydroxy-6-hydroxymethyldihydropteridine diphosphokinase activity. The coding region runs from base 1 to 1383 and encodes 460 amino acids. NCBI's taxonomy places the organism in Eukaryota, Fungi, Ascomycota, Eurotiomycetes, Eurotiales, Aspergillaceae. The record is from RefSeq and is a predicted model, not a curated record. Gene Ontology annotation, biological process: tetrahydrofolate biosynthetic process. The transcript has 3 exons.
AUGCCCUUGGUCCAAGACAACCAAUCGAUCCACCGGGCUUUCAUUGCCCUGGGUAGUAAUGUCGGAGACCGGGUGGAGAUGAUCGAGAAAGCGUGUCUCGAAUUGGACCAAGCCAAUAUCAAAGUCAAGAGGACUAGCUCGCUCUUCGAGACCACGCCCAUGUAUAUGCUUGAACAGGGCACAUUUAUUAACGGUGUAUGCGAAGUAGAAACAACUCUCGCGCCACUGGAUCUUCUGAAUACUCUCCAGUCAAUCGAGAUCGCGCUGGGCAGGAAGAAACUUAUCGAAAAAGGCCCACGGUCAAUUGACCUGGACAUUCUUCUGUAUGACCAGGAGGUCUUUUCGCACGAGCGUCUGAACAUUCCGCACAAUCUGAUGCUGGAGCGAGACUUUGUGCUUCGGCCUCUUUGCCAGUAUGUGGCGCAGCUAGGGAAAGAUGCACAAACAUACAAUACAUACCUGGCUGCUUUGCCCCCACCAGAGCCAACGCCCCUGUCGACAACACCGAUAUCACCGCAGUUCCCACCCCUGCACGCAACAGACCCCAAGCGCAGCACACACGUCAUGGCAAUUCUCAACCUGACGCCCGACUCCUUCUCCGAUGGCGGCGCGCACUCACCAAUAGACUUCACGCAGCUCAGCGCAACAGUACGCGACUUCAUCGCCGCCGGCGCCACGAUCAUUGACAUCGGCGGCGAAAGCUCUCGACCAGGCUCCACGCCUGUCGGCGCCGAUGAGGAACUCGCGCGCGUGAUCCCAGCGAUCCAACACAUCCGAACCUCAAUCCCAGAAGCCGCACACGUAGCCAUCAGCAUUGACACGUACCGCGCGCGCGUCGCCGAAGCCGCCUGCGCCGCCGGCGCAGACAUCAUCAACGACAUCUCCGCGGGGCUGCUCGAUCCAGACAUGCUCCCCACCAUGGCGCGCACGGGCAAAUCCGUGAUUCUCAUGCACAUGCGCGGCUCCCCGCAGACUAUGACUUCGCUCCACGACUACCCGGCCGGCGUCAUUCCCGAAGUCGGCGCCGAGCUCCGCGCUCGUCUGGCUGCCGCCGAGGACGCCGGCAUUCGCCGCUGGCGUAUUAUUCUCGACCCCGGACUGGGCUUUGCGAAGCAUCAGCCCCAGGAUCUGGAGAUCCUACGUGAUCUACCGCGGCUGCGCGCUGCCGAUGGUCUGGACGGCCUGCCGUGGUUGAUGGGUCCCAGUCGGAAGCGGUUUAUUGGCAAUCUGACUGGGGUCAAGACGCCGCGUGAGCGGGUUUGGGGUACCGCGGCGACGGUCACGGCGAGCGUUGCUGGCGGCGCGGAUAUCGUACGGGUGCAUGAUGUUCAUGAGAUGUGGCAGGUGGCCAAGGUUGCCGACGCCAUUUACCGCGUGGACUGA